Messenger RNA from Cuscuta campestris, 1238 nucleotides. The record is from the annotation of a GenBank genome assembly. NCBI's taxonomy places the organism in Eukaryota, Viridiplantae, Streptophyta, Magnoliopsida, Solanales, Convolvulaceae.
AACUAAUGCCAAAUAAAAUUUAAAAUCUUUUUUUAAUAAGAUGUCGGAGUAAUUUCUUGGCUGACACGAACCGACACCGCAUAAAAAAUUCCCUUGUUCUACGGUACAUGAGAAUUGAGAAAGCUCCAUUGGAAUUUGGGAACAAAUCCAUUCUUCUUCAUCGAUUACAUUUCUUGGAUCUAAAGUUUGCCGGAAAUUACAUCUCGAUCGAUGGCCGUCACCGUAGAAUCGAGUCCUCUCUUGCCAGCGAAAGAAGAACCCCAGGCGAAAGAUGAGAAGAGCGCAGCAUCACAGGACGCCGCAGCCACGGUUCAUCCGGAGAAGCAAUCGCCGGCUGCUAUUCCGAUGGGAUGGACCGCCGACGGGCUGCCGUUAAGAUACAGCGUGAUUGGUGAAGCCGCCAGGUCUCAGUGGGAUUCCAGCCUCUUCGCCUGUCUUGGGAGGAAUGAUGAUUUCUGCAGCAGUGAUCUUGAAGUUUGUUUGUUAGGAAGUGUGGUCCCUUGUGUGCUCUAUGGAAGCAAUGUUGAGAGAAUUGGUUCUGCUCCUGGGGCUUUUGCCAAUCACUGCUUGCCUUACACUGGUUUAUAUGUAAUCGGGAAUUCGCUUCUUGGUUGGAACUGCCUUGCUCCCUGGUUCUCUUAUCCUACCCGUACUGCAAUUCGCCGCAAGUUUAAUUUGGAGGGAAGCUGUGAGGCACUUGCCAGAUCAUAUGGCUGUUGUGGAACCUUCAUUGAAGACGAAGUUCAACACGAACAGUGUGAAUCUGCGUGCGAUAUGGGCACUCAUGUCUUUUGCCACCCUUGCGCCAUGUGUCAAGAGGCUCGUGAGGUUCGCCGCAGGCUUCCCCACCCCGGAUUCAACGCCCCACAGCCAGUCUUGGUCAUGGUCCCACCCGGACAACAGAGUAUGGGCCGUUGAGGGCGCGCGUACAGUGUGUCAUGCUGCCUGACUGUUUUUGUUCUGCUGCUGAAAGAGUGUAAUUGUUGGAUUGGUCAUUGUAAGAGUAUGCUACUCGUUCCUAAUUCUUCCUAUGUGUCAUAUAGUACCUUUGAAUAAUUUGAUACUGAGUUGUAUUUAUAGGGUGUGGCUCUGGCUCUGCUGUGCUAUAUCAGGAUUUUCUUUUGAUAAUGCUGUGUUUCUACAAAAAAAAUGUGUAAGUUGUUUUUGUUAAUCUCAGUUGUGGUUGUACUCUAGAUCAAUCAUGCAAUGCAUACAACGUUAAGAGCAUUUACAAUGGG